Molecule: messenger RNA, 3498 nt
Organism: Anoplophora glabripennis (Asian longhorned beetle)
Lineage: Eukaryota; Metazoa; Arthropoda; Insecta; Coleoptera; Cerambycidae
Product: probable phosphorylase b kinase regulatory subunit beta
Exons: 16
Coding region: 138-3362 (1074 amino acids)
Biological process (GO): glycogen metabolic process
Cellular component (GO): phosphorylase kinase complex
Molecular function (GO): calmodulin binding
Source: RefSeq, a predicted model, not a curated record
AUCAAAGUGACGUAAAAUUUCGAUGUGUAAAUACUAAAUAGUAAACAUAAGAACAUAACCCUUUAGUAGAUCGCCCUUGUAGUGACUUUGCUUCUGAAUUUAAAUAUAGCUUAUUUUUAAAUAACCCAUUGCACAUAAUGGGGAUUAAGAAAAAAAUGAUGACUAGGCAGAGCAGUAUCAUAGAUGAUAGCAUCUACUUGGAUCAGUUUUUAAAAGUAGCAAAUUAUGAGGAUACUGUACGUCAGCUGGAUAUUUAUUAUGGAAUAGUAAAAAGACAGCUAUUACACUACCAAAGUCCUAUUACUGGAUUAUUUCCCGUGUUAUCAUCUGAUACAGAAAUAGGAAGCGUUCGUGAAAGUGUUUAUUGUGCAGCUGCAGUAUGGGGACUAUACCAAUCUUACAGGAGGAUAGAUGAUGACAGAGGCAAGUCUUAUGAAUUAGGCCAGUCGGCAGUGAAGUGCAUGAGAGGUAUUUUAGAAUGCUGGAUUAAACAGGCUAAACGAAUUGAACUUUUCAAAAAAAAUCAAUGCAGUGCCCAUGCCUUACAUGUGAAAUUUCAUUUAACAACAGGCAGCGAGGUUUAUACAGACGAUGAAUAUAAUCAUUUGCAAAUUGAUGUUGUGUCUAUCUAUUUAUUAUUUCUUGUGCAAAUGAUCACUUCUGGUUUGCAGAUUAUUUACACACAGGACGAGGUAGCGUUUGUUCAAAACUUGGUUUACUACGUGGAAAGAGCCUAUCGUACACCCGAUUAUGGUAUGUGGGAAAGGGGUAGCAAAUACAACGACGGAACUCCAGAAAUUCAUGCCAGUUCAAUAGGCCUUGCGAAAGCAGCACUGGAGGCAAUAAACGGUUGCAAUUUAUUUGGUGAAAAAGGAGCUUCUUGGAGCGUUGUCUAUGUUGAUAUCGAUGCUCAUAACAGAAAUAGAAGUAUUUUCGAAACUUUGUUACCGAGAGAGUCCUCAUCUAAAGAUGUGGAUUCAUCGCUUCUGUCGACUAUAUCUUUUCCUUCAUUUUCUACACAUGAAGACGUCUUGUAUCAAGAAACUAAGAACAGUAUCAUAAAAUCGUUAAAGGGAAGUUAUGGGUUUAAACGAUACAUAAGAGAUGGUUAUAAAACGGUCAUUGAAAAUUCUAGUAAACGUUAUUACGAAAAAGGAGAAAUAAAGCACUUUGAAAAUAUAGAAUGUGAAUGGCCCUUGUUCUACAUAUACUUGAUUAUAGACGGUGUUUUCAAGUCACUUCCUGAUCAAAUUCAAGAGUACCAAGAUCUGCUAAAGGAAAGAAUUUUGUUAGAUCACAAUGGAGAUCCUGUAAUUCCCAUGUAUUACUACGUUAGUAAAGAAGACGUUGAAAGAGAAAAACUGGAGCCCGGUAUAGCCCACAAAAAGGCACAUACGGAAGGUGGGCUGUUUCUCUGGAACCAGGCAUUGUUUGUGUUAGCCCAGUUAUUGACUGCCGGUCUGUUACACAUAAAUGAACUGGAUCUUAUCCGUAGAUAUUUACCUUCGUAUAAUAGACCACGAAAAGGAGGGAGGUACUCGGCUUUCCAGGCAAAGCGCUGUUUUGGAACAGCGACAGACCUAGUGGUCCAAAUUGUGCUAAUAGCAGAAUCCAUGCGUUUGCAAGCUAUGAUGGCCACCUACGGCAUCCAAACUCAAACCCCUCACGAAGUGGAACCUGUCCAGAUCUGGUCCUCCACGCAACUCGUAAAAGUCUACGGAAACUUGGGAGUCAAUCACAAGUUACAGCUGCAGGGACGACCCCUCAGGCCCGUUGGUAGCUUAGGAACCAGCAAAGUGUAUAGAGUUGCGGGGGCGACGGUGCUCUGCUACCCGCUUAUCUUCGAGGUUUCUGAUUUUUAUUUGUACCGCGACAUGGCGCUAUUAAUAGACGAUAUUAAAACAGAGUUGCAGUUUGUUGGGCGGUACUGGAGGCUGUCCGGGAGGCCCACCGUGUGUUUGUUGAUAAGAGAGGAGCAUAUGAGGGAUCCGCAGUUCAAGGAAAUGCUGGAUUUGCUUGCUAUGUUGAAGAAGGGGUACUGCGACACCGUUAAGGUCCGGAUCGGGAGGUUGCAGAACCUUAUAUCCAGCUCUUGUGUGGAACAUUUGGAUUUCAUGGAUGCUCUGGACUAUCCAACUGAUGACUUUAACCAAUUUAUGCAACUGGAACAUGACUACAUAGGAUAUCAGAGCUUGACCGACAUUCCUAGGGUCCUUAACUAUCAAGACGAACUAAAAGAUUAUUCGCACUUUAAAAAUAAAUCAACGAAUGAAAUAAUCGAAGCUAUUAAAAACAUAGAAAGCAUAUACGCCCGUUGUCAGCUGUUUGGUAUUUUACUGAACAGAGAAGGAAGUGAUUUUAUGAUGCAGGACCUUACGGUAGAAGAUCACCUUCAGAGUUUGUAUCACAAGGCGGGCGGUUUACGCCACUGGGCAGCUGUAAGAUAUAUCAGCAGCUUAUUACACCACACUGUCGAUUCCAUCAGUCCGUUUAUAACGGCCGUUCUUGUUCAUGGCAAACAGUUGACGGUGGGAGUGAUUGGGCAAAAGGAGACGGUUUUCGACAAGCCCAUGACUCCAGCGGAGAUCCAAGCGGUGGUCUACAACACCAUUCAGCCCUAUGACGUUAUUCAAGCUGUCUUACAGCAAGAAGUCAUUUUGUACUGCGGACGAUUGAUUGGUACCAACCCAGAGUUGUUCCAUGGUAUCUUAAAAUUUAGAGUGGGAUGGGUCUUAGAAGCCAUCAAGUACUAUUUGCAGAUAUUCGGGGAUAAGAAGAAAAUAGAGGACCACAGCCCUUACGAGGUCAGGCAGCUUUUGUUCAAGGUGCUGUCUAUCAAGGAGUGGGGCGCCAAAGAACAGCUCACUCCUAGGCAGAAGAGACAGUUGGAGGGAUGUCUGUGUAGGGUGCCUUCCUCAUUCUACAGUCAUGUGUGGGACGUAAUGAUGAGAACCCCGCAAGGUAUCAAGGUUUCAGGAAACGUGAUCCCUCAACAACCUACUCUUUCUAAUAUGACACGAUCUGAAAUAACUUUUUCACUUCUAGUCGAAGAGAUGCUGAAUCACAUUCAACAGCCGGAGUACCGGCAGCUCAUUGUUGAAUUAUUAACCAUUGUGUUUACAAUUCUCGGCAGAAAUCCCGAGUUAACGUUCAAUCAGCCUUUAGAUUUGGAACAACUCAUUAACGACGCUGCGCAUAUGUACGCCAAGGAUCAUGGUUUGAAGGAAGAAAAAGUAUCGAACCUUCUAGAAAGCCCUUACGUUCGAUCUACAGGUUACCUAGCAAGAGCAGUUGUCAAUACUGUCCUUAAAGGAGGUCAGAUUUCUAAGGAUUUAGAGGGUGAAGAUUGCAAGAUUUCGUAAAAUUGUAGUAGAAAUUACAAAAGUGCCAUAUUUAUUUGUUUGUGUUUUAAGAAACUGAAAUAAUGUGUAAAAUAUAUUAUUCUCAAUAUUGUAAGUUCAAUUAAAUAUUAAGAUAAUAAAAUUUGUUGAAAAUUAA